GUUUGCGAACAUCCGGGGAGGAAGCAUGAGACCGUCCCCACCCAAAUAAAACCAACUGAUUCCGAUAUCAAUGCCCGAGCGGAACCCGGUACCAUCGUGAUCCGACCGUACAAGCUUUGGAUGGAGCUAAGUAUAAGCAAUGCCAGCUCGCACAGCAUCGCUUGAACAGGGUGUGUCGUCGCCGUCGACCUCCCAUGACCAUCUCUCCGACAUACAUUGGGAUUUUGAGUUUCACGGUCGUCCCUUCCGUCGAGCGUUAUCAACGUCAGGCGACCCCGCCCCUCUCAUUCGGAUAGUCCGUCAUUUCUGCGUCCGCUGAAAUCCAUGGUUUGCGUCAUCCCAACUAUAGUUCCGCGCAGCACGCAUUUCGUGGCUGGAAAUAGGUAAAACGCCGGGCCACCUCCGAACAACUAUUGACCUCGGUCGUAGAGAAACUACGCCGCCAGGCUCGGUGCUUUGGGGUCCAUUCUUGGGCGAGCAUUCACAGCGUUGGUGCUGGACGAACAGUCGUCAGCGGUUGGACGGUCACCUGAAAUGAUGCAAGGCAUUUGGCAUCCACAGAUCCUUCGAUUCCAUGCCCCAGGACGAUCCCAAGACAGGUAUGCGUAGCCGCAACCUACUUGGUGAGUAUAGGCGAUUCCCAAGCGGACAGGACGGUUAUUCGAGUCGCGCCCAAAUUAAUUAACCAUUGCAAAGGUACGCGCCCAACCGGAAAGAAUCAGCGAGUUCAAAGUACGUGCCGGGGCCCGGUAGUAGAGAAGCG
This is a messenger RNA of Gloeophyllum trabeum ATCC 11539, 763 nucleotides long. RefSeq lists its product as uncharacterized. The record is from RefSeq and is a predicted model, not a curated record. The transcript is spliced from 6 exons. NCBI's taxonomy places the organism in Eukaryota, Fungi, Basidiomycota, Agaricomycetes, Gloeophyllales, Gloeophyllaceae. The coding region runs from base 140 to 319 and encodes 59 amino acids.